GAGGUGGUUCUUAAACAGCUAAUGAAAGUUCUCUGCGUUUCAUAUUGGGAUAUUUAUACACACACACAUACACUGGUCAUCGCGUAUGAGGAAUAUGCCAUCGUACAUAUGGCUGGUUGUACUUUUUGCUCUGUGCGCAGCAGCUGAUUUCAUUCCAGACACUCCCUCACGUGACAGUAGUGACGAAGAUGCUGCCAUUCUCAGAAACGCUCUAUCAAAUCUCCCAAGGAGCCACCUGCUCACAGCGGGGUUGUCCACCUUCCGACUCCACCAGAUGGCGUCCUGGCUUGGACGUGCCCAUCCUCACUGGCACGUCCUCUCUCACAACACCCUCUACUCGCUCCUAUCCAGGUGGCACCACUGGCCUAGCAAGGGCCAGAGCCCGACUGAUGUUCCACCUAAGGAGAGCCAACGCCCAGUUGACUUCCGGACGUGGUACAAAGCAUGGCUACAAGACGAUGUUGGGGAGUGUGGCAUUCCUGAUGUAGAACCAAGGUUGAAGAUGCCGAGAAUUAUUGGGGGAAAUAAUGCCAUACCGGGUAGCUGGCCUUGGAUGGUUUCUCUCAAGUUUGCCGAACAGCACUGGUGUGGCGGGGUACUGCUGGACAAGCAGUGGGUUCUUUCUGCAGGCCAUUGUUUCUAUGGGUGGCCUGUGUUCAGCAACCUGUCACUGUGGGAGGCACGCCUUGGAAAAUUCGACCCAACGCCGGGAGCAAAGACAGAGCCGACCCAACAAAACAUCAAACUCAUCAACAUCUUCACCCCUCCUGGCUUCGACGUCAACGACACUCUUCUACCAGGAAAAGAUCUCGUCUUGCUCAAGCUGGAGCGUCCCGUGACCAUGAACACGUGGACAAGGCCUCUGUGUCUUCCCAACAACGAUGACAUUCCGAGCACUGGACAGAAGUGCGUCAUCACUGGCUGGGGGUCUAUAACACCGUCUGGACCCCCUGGGGCCCUGAAGGAGGCCGUGGUGCCAGUGUACAGCUACUCUGACUGCAGCGAGCUGCCUGGAUACAAGGAGCUGGUCACGGAAGACACAAUCUGUGCGGGAUACAGGGAGGGCGGGGUCGACACUUGUCACGGGGACAGUGGAGGACCCCUUCAGUGCCAGAUCAAAAACAGAUGGGUGAUGGCCGGAACCACAUCCUUUGGUGAUGCGGGUGGUUCAGGCUGUGCAACGCCCCUGAGACCGGGUGUGUACACCCUGACAGCCAGCCAUGUGGAGUGGAUACACAGGGUACUAUAUCGUGACUACAGAGCCACCUUCAGAGAGCAUCAGUAGAGGGACAACCUCAGGACAUACCUCCUGGUGCUUCACAAGCAGCUCCUCCAAGCAGAGACUAUGGGAGAAAAGACGACAUAUCCACGCCGGUGACAAGUUAGACUUCUAGCUUACAUUAAAAUCCUUUGUAUCUUUUGAUGCUAUAUAUGCUGUAACAUUUGGGGUGAGAAUGAUCAUGAUGAUAACAUGAAAUCUGUGAUUUUGUAUGUAUAUGAAAUAGGUAUAUUUUUUAAGAGACAAAGUGUUUAAUCAUAAUGUACAAUGACGAUGGGUUAAAUAGAUUACCCUGAUGUACUUUUUAGAAAUGUCUUUUUAUAUUUAACAAUAAAGCAUGUUUUCCUGCAA
Messenger RNA from Haliotis rufescens (red abalone), 1630 nucleotides. Its product is annotated as serine protease 33-like. Gene Ontology annotation, biological process: proteolysis. The record is from RefSeq and is a predicted model, not a curated record. Bases 86 to 1285 code for a protein of 399 amino acids. Gene Ontology annotation, molecular function: serine-type endopeptidase activity. Lineage: Eukaryota; Metazoa; Mollusca; Gastropoda; Lepetellida; Haliotidae. The transcript is spliced from 7 exons.